AUGAACCUACCGCCCCGCCCGUCCCGCUCUCUGGCUGGCAAAGUCGCCAUCGUCACUGGCGCAGGGUCAUCACCCACGGGCCUCGGCAACGGACGCGCCAUCUCGAUCCUGCUGGCCGAGGACCAAUGCUCCGUCGUCUGCGUCGACCUGUCUCUCGAGUCUGCACAGACAACGGUUGAACUUUGUCUCGGCGAAGGAAAGGGAGGGCGCGCAGUCGCCGUGCAGGCUGAUGUGACCAAAGAAGACGACUGCCGACGGAUCGUGGAAACGGCCAUGUCCGAGCUUGGUCGGGUGGACAUUCUGAUCAACAAUGUUGGGAUCCUUGGUCCCGCGGGCAGUGCCGUCGAAGUCGAGCGGGAAGAGUGGGCGCGAGGCCUCGAUAUCAACGUCACGAGCAUGAUGCUCAUGUCGAAGCACACCAUUCCGAAGAUGCUCCUCAACGCGCCAACGUCUCCGUCGGAGCUUUCGAUCCGCGGCUCCAUUGUCAACAUGGCAUCUGUCGCCGGUCUGCUCGGCGGAACACCGUCGCUCCUGUAUCCUGUCAGCAAAGGCGCUGUCGUCCAGCUGACGCGUGCAAUGGCCUCGCAUCACGGCAAGGAUGGGAUCAGAGUAAACACUGUCUGCCCUGGCAUGAUAUACACGCCCAUGGUGAGCGACGGCGGGAUGAGCGAGGAGACGAGGCAGAGGAGGCGCGAGAGGAGUCUUCUGCAAACAGAGGGCAGCGCCUGGGAUGCUGCGGGUGCGGUGCGAUACCUAGCUGGAGGUGAGGCGAGGUGGGUUACGGGAACGGUAUUGACCGUCGAUGCUGGCGCGACAUGCACGACCAAGUUUUGA
This is a messenger RNA of Emericellopsis atlantica, 834 nucleotides long. Its product is annotated as putative short-chain type dehydrogenase. The record is from RefSeq and is a predicted model, not a curated record. NCBI's taxonomy places the organism in Eukaryota, Fungi, Ascomycota, Sordariomycetes, Hypocreales, Bionectriaceae. Gene Ontology annotation, molecular function: oxidoreductase activity, acting on the CH-OH group of donors, NAD or NADP as acceptor. Bases 1 to 834 code for a protein of 277 amino acids. The transcript has a single exon.